CACCGCUCGUAGGGGACAGCUGCCCUGGCUUCUUCCAACCCCGGCCGUCACUUUCGCCUCCCUGCGCUAGUCUGGGUGGGGUGUCCGAUCUCUGGGCAGUGCCCGAAAAGUGCCCUGCGCCUGAGGGUGCUGAUGAACGCGGCUGAUUGGCCGAGAAGGGCCGCCAGCCCAGGCCCAGCUGCGCCUCCUUUGGUUCGUCCUGCCUUCAGUGCGGCACAGGCUCCCUUGUCCUCCGGCCCCAGGUCAUCUCUGGAGACCACCCCGUCCCCGAGGUUCUCUCCCUAUCCCUGCCCUGGACUCUUCACUAACCGUGCAGCACAGAGGCUGGAAAUCCAGGUCCCUGGCUACUUAUUUUCAGUUCUCCCUGAGAGCGUCAUUGGUGGGGCUCUUGGAAAUGACACUUGAACAACAACUUACCUCCUCCUAUCUACCGGUUUCUCCUUAAAGAACCCUCCCCCGAACUGGGGAGGGUUCGCUGACCACCGUGGGACCCCACUGGUACACAGAAGGAAAAGGAAUCCAAUAUUACGUCUUCUUCUCCAACUCACCCCAUUCAAGAGACACCAGAGCCCACACGACUGUCUUAAUUUUUUUUGUCUUCACCCCUUUGUUCAUCCUAUGUUCCUGUCCACUCCUUCUGGGGCCAGGGAUCUCCCUUCGCUGUCCCAGUUCUCUGCAUUUCCACUGCCAAAGCUGUCUGCAAUUCUGCUAGUCACCCCCAUUGCCAAACUUUCCUAAAACCCACAAGAGGUGACAUGUGCAGGGCACUGACCCAAUCAAUCAGACUGCCAGGGCUGUCCCCCCCUCCCUCCAGCACAGUUGACACAUGUCAUCCUUUUUACACACACUUCCACUUCCCAGGCCAAGCUAGGUUUUUUCCCAACAUAAAGUUGUCCCCCACUUGGCCACCCACAUAACUCUGCCCCAGUACCAACCCAGUCACCGUUCCUAAGUUUCUUGAACCUUCCGAAGAACCCAGGGCAAGCUAAUCAACACUAGCGGCCUCCCGGCUCCGGAAAGAUCUGGGUUCUGUCUACCUGUUUGACCUUCAGGAUGUCUUAGACUCUCUUUGGGCUUCAUCUGCAAAAUACAGUGGUUGAACAGAACAACUAACUCUGAUGUAAUUCUAAAAGCAAUGUCUAACAUCUUGUUUAGAUGCCUAAUUAGAAUUGACAGCAAGAAGUUGCACCAGGUACCUCCCAGGAGAGUUGCCAAGGGAAAGAGCUUCUCAAAUGUGUAGCCCCAGCAGCCAGCACACACCUGCUGUAGCACUGGUGGGCUGUCUCCAUGUCUGUUUCCUCUAUCUGAGAAGCCCCAGGAGGGCAGGGACAGGGUCUGAUUCACCACUGUAUUCCUAGCAUCUUAUACAAUGCCUGGCACGUAGUAUACAUUUAAUGCAUGUUUCUAGAAUAAAUGAAUGAAUGGGAGGAAAGGAACCAGAUAUAAGUUAGUUCUGCAUGUUAUAAAUCAAAACUGAUGUUCUCAAGGCAACUUGGAGUACUUGUUCCCACAAGUAUUAUGUGCUAUGGGAACACGAGGGUACAUUUUAAUCCAGAUGGGCCUAUAAAAUCCAGGAUGUGAGAUCUCUGUGGCUCUAGGAGUCCCGAGAAAGGGGGGUAAACCACAAAAAUUAGCUGGCCUCCACCAGGCUGGGGCUCAAAUCAACAUCCUCUAUCCACCUAGUAACAUGCUAAAGACAACACUUCCGAGCCCAGAUUUGAAUGGAGUGUACUAAUACUAGCUGAGGAAAUAUGUAAUGUGUGGCGGAUUCCUCACAGUUUUCGCUUUUAUUUAACCAAACACUUAAUUUCUUCCUUACAAUUGCCUUAUGAGAUAGGUCUCAGGAAGGAAGAAAUUUAGAUUCAAAGAGGUUCAAUAACGCAUCUACGGUCAUUAACGGAUAAGGAAUCAACAUUUGUGUCAGGUUCCAAAGUCCACGCUUCGUUCAGUUUUGCAGGGGACAAGGUGGACGAGAGGACCAGGGAAACAGGACAGACAGCUCAAGCCACCCUGGCCAGCCCUGGGGACAGGUAUACUCAGCUAGACUAGUGGGGCAGCCCAUGGUUACUGGGCUGUGGGCUGAAGAGCCAAUCCGUGGGGCCCCAGGUGCCUUCUGGCGUUCAUUCUGACAUAAGUAAGAGUAGGCAGGGUAGGGGCCACCUGAGCUCACCAGAGCCUGCACCUCGGAAACACGGGGGCUCUGACGUGCUCCUGCUGACGUUGGUUUCUGCAGUGACAGAUGCCCCGCUGCCGGCGGGGGAGGGUGCGGAUAUUCCUACCACCCAGACCUCUUAGGGCUACCGCAACUCCCAAACCCGCCCCGCCGGCCUCUCAAAGACUUGCGGGUACCGGAACCAGUCCGCCGAGCCCCGCACGUGGGUCCGCAGAGCGGAGGGCGGGGACUGCGCACGGCCCGGACUACAAGUCCCACAAUGCUCCAGACGGCGGCGGCGGAGAAAGGGGGGUACCUUCAGGUGUCUACGACCUCGGCGCCUCCCGCCCGGAAGUGCCCGAGGGUCCGCUAUGGGGCUGGCGGAGCUGGGCGCUCCGUAGCGCGGCGGGCAAGGCAGGUGCCAUGGCCCUGAUUGAAGGGGUGGGUGAUGAGGUGACCGUCCUUUUCGCGGUGCUUGCCUGCCUUCUGGUGCUGGCUCUCGCCUGGGUCUCAACACACACCUCGGAGGGUGCUGACCCACUGCCCCAGCCAUCAGGGACCCCAACACCAGCACAGCCCAGUGAAACCAUGGCGGCCACCGACAGCAUCAGGGGGGAGGCACCAGGAGCCGAGACAGCCAGCCUGCGACACAGAGGUCAGGCUGCACAGCCAGAGCCUGGCACGGGGCUCCCAGCAGCACCGCCACCCUCAGACUCCCCCCAGGAACCCCUAGUUCUACGGCUGAAAUUCCUCAACGAUUCAGAGCAGGUGGCCAGGGCCUGGCCCCACGACACCAUUGGCUCCCUGAAAAGGACCCAGUUUCCCGGCCGAGAGCAGCAGGUCCGACUCAUCUAUCAAGGGCAACUGCUGGGAGACGACACCCAGACCCUGGGCAGCCUUCACCUCCCUCCCAACUGCGUUCUCCACUGCCACGUGUCCACACGAGUCGGUCCCCCACACCCCCCCUGCCCACCGGGGUCCGAGCCAGGCCCCUCCGGGCUGGAAAUAGGCAGCCUGCUGCUGCCCCUGCUGCUGCUGCUGCUGCUGCUGCUUUGGUACUGCCAGAUCCAGUACCGGCCCUUCUUCCCCCUGACCGCCACUCUGGGUCUGGCCGGCUUCACCCUGCUCCUCAGUCUCCUGGCCUUUGCCAUGUACCGCCCGUAGUGCCUCCACGGGCUCUUGGCAGUGUGGCUGGCCCCUCCGGACUUCGCUCCCCGCGACAAGGUGGGCGCUGCUGUCUGCCUAGGCCCACCUCUGCAGCCUGCCUCUUCCCACUGCCCUGGAGCCCAGCCCUGCGCCGCAGGGCACUCCAGGGGCAGGCGGAGGCCCCUCCCUGUGACCUCCACGGCUCUGAGCCACCUCCCGGGGCUGUGGGCCCUCGACCCCCGCUGACAGUGGGCUCCUCCAGGUCAGGCAGCUGCUGUCGCUGCCUUGGCCCUGGGCAGAGCAGGGCCACACCCCUGGACCCGGCUUAGUGUUCAGCCUGAGUACCCAGCCACCUCUAGUCCCCAGUUGCUCCUUGUGCUGAUUUGGGGACCCAAGGACCAUGGGGGCUGGGAGAGGUGGCGGGGGUUCUCUGGAACACGUGCAGAUUAAAUGACUGUGAAGUUUUCA
Rhinolophus ferrumequinum (greater horseshoe bat) is the source of this 3766-nucleotide messenger RNA. RefSeq names its product transmembrane and ubiquitin like domain containing 1 (gene TMUB1). Bases 2240 to 3316 code for a protein of 358 amino acids. The transcript has 3 exons. Lineage: Eukaryota; Metazoa; Chordata; Mammalia; Chiroptera; Rhinolophidae. The record is from RefSeq and is a predicted model, not a curated record. Gene Ontology annotation, molecular function: protein binding.